UUGGAGAGCAGCUUUGAUGUUUUUGCUUGCUGUUUUCUUCGCGCAGGCACAAGUCCAACAAGGGCCAAGCCAGGCCAGGCCAGCCAGACUCAUGGCGCUGCUGGGUGUCCCUUGUGCGAAAGAGAGUGCCGCUUCGGAUAUCUAUCUCUUCGCUAAUCCGGCAGUCUUUUGCGUGUGUCGUGCCAGCUAGGUGGGAGAGGCCGUCCGUCUUCCUGCCUGCCUGCCUGCCUCGCUCGAGUCCAACUCUAUCCCAUUGUCCGGUGCGUCGCUAUACGUACAAUAAUCUCUCCAAAGCAGCAGCAGCAGCAGCGCACAGCAGUGACAGAGUCGCAGGCUCGAGAGGAGAAAAGAGACCGCACCAUACAUUUACGCUGCUGAAGCAGAGAGGCACUCGGGACUUACUCAUUAUGCUCCGCCUCCUCCUCCACCUCUCUCGGAGAGAUUUAGUGGGAGCGAGAGUGAGAGAGAGAGAGAGAGAGAGAGAGCGGUUUCAUUCAUUCCAGCUACGAGCUCCCAUUAAGUCUGUCAUUUACUUUGUGGAAAUUCCUCUCGUCGUAGUUGGUCUGCUUCUGGUCUGGUCUCGUCCUGAUGGUUUCCAAGUUUGCUCUUGAAUUUUCAUCGCUGCAUGCUGCCUGCUGCUUCGUUUUCGCUGGCUGGAAAGACGCUUGACAACAAGAUCCCAUUAACUUCUAACGCCCACAGCUUUUGCAAGCAGGCGAAGCGACGAUGACCACCGCCGAGAGAGCGCCGAGAGUAAAAACUUUGCGCCGAGGCGUGUGAGUCGAACAACCUGUCGCCAGUACAGCAAAGGACAUCUCCUUCCGUAUGCCUCUGUGGUGGUAUAUAUGUUUUUAAAGUCGUUGCUCUUUUGGCUCGGCUCUGGCUCUGGCUAGCGUUGUUUGUUGUUUGUAUGCGUCAAUUUGCUUGCUUCCUUUCUUGCUCGCCUGCUUCCCUCUGCUAGAGCUCUGGAGAUCUUCCAUGACUUAUAAGAUCCUUCUCUCGUCUUUCCAGAGCAAGGCCGGGAAGAAGAGCUAGCUAGGCCCAACAGGGACGAGGCAGCGGGCGACGAGUGACCAUGGACAGGACGAGAGCGCUCCUCCUGGUGAUGGCAUUCUCGCUGGUGGUGCUCACUCUUUCAAUGCUAGCAGGAGGAGCGGGAGCUACCAAGCUCGAGCUCAUCCACGUCCUCUACUCGCAGCAGUCGCCACUCUACAACGACACGCUCAGCGACGCCCAGAGGCUCCAGCUGAUCAUCGGCAUGGACAGCGCCAGGCAGCAUUACCUCCUGGAUCGACGAAGACGAGGAGGAGUAGCAGCAGGAGCUUCUUCCACCUCCGGCUCCUCCAAGCUCGCCACCAUCACCUCCUUCUGGGCCGAGAGCCCGAUGGAGUCGGGCGCGUUCCUGGGCCUCGGCCAGUACCUGGUGAGCAUGGCGUUUGGAACGCCGCCACAGGAGGUCCUCCUCAUCGCCGACACAGGCAGCGAUCUCAUCUGGCUCCAGUGCUCCACCACCGCGGCGCCGCCGGCCUUCUGCCCCAAGAAGGCCUGCUCGAGGAGGCCAGCGUUCGUAGCGAGCAAGUCGGCCACGCUGUCCGUGGUGCCGUGCAGCGCGGCACAGUGCCUGCUCGUGCCGGCACCGCGCGGACACGGCCCGUCGUGCAGCCCGGCGGCGCCGGUACCGUGCGGCUACGCCUACGACUACGCCGACGGCUCCUCCACCACCGGCUUCCUCGCCCGCGACACCGCCACCAUCAGCAACGGCACCUCGGGCGGCGCGGCGGUGCGCGGCGUCGCGUUUGGCUGUGGCACGCGCAACCAGGGCGGCAGCUUCUCGGGCACCGGCGGCGUGAUCGGGCUGGGCCAGGGGCAGCUCUCCUUCCCCGCCCAGUCGGGAUCGCUCUUUGCGCAGACGUUCUCCUACUGCCUGCUCGAUCUCGAGGGCGGGCGCCGGGGGCGGAGCUCCAGCUUCCUCUUCCUGGGCCGGCCCGAGAGGCGCGCGGCAUUCGCCUACACGCCGCUGGUGAGCAAUCCACUGGCGCCCACCUUCUACUACGUGGGCGUGGUGGCGAUCCGGGUGGGCAACCGCGUGCUGCCGGUGCCGGGCAGCGAGUGGGCGAUCGACGUGCUGGGCAAUGGCGGUACCGUCAUCGACUCGGGCUCCACGCUCACGUAUCUCCGGCUGGGCGCGUACCUCCAUCUGGUCAGUGCCUUCGCCGCCAGCGUCCAUCUCCCGCGGAUUCCAUCCUCGGCCACCUUCUUCCAAGGCCUGGAACUAUGCUAUAACGUUUCUUCCUCGUCUUCCUUAGCCCCCGCCAAUGGGGGGUUUCCACGUCUCACCAUUGACUUUGCGCAGGGGCUGAGUCUCGAACUCCCGACUGGUAACUACUUAGUGGAUGUGGCCGACGAUGUCAAGUGCCUGGCCAUCCGGCCCACGCUCUCGCCCUUCGCGUUUAAUGUGCUGGGGAAUCUCAUGCAGCAGGGCUACCACGUCGAGUUUGAUCGCGCGAGCGCGCGCAUUGGAUUCGCACGCACAGAAUGCGUCGCUCAUUGAUGGAUUGGGCUUUCUUUCCCGUUUUCUAUCGAGCAAAAACGAGGUUUGAGCGAGCGGAAUUGGAACUGGUGAGUGCUUGGAUUGGAUGGAGAAGCCAGAGGACCCAAUUGGGAAGAACAAGAUCGAUCGAUCGAGCGAUCGACUGGAAAGCUCUUCCUCUUUCUUUCUCCAAGCUUUUGUUAUUCUUCUUUCUUUCUCUCCUUUUUUCUUCCAUACCAUCGUUGCCUGGUGGUGUGGUGGUGAUGUCAAAUUCCUUGCUCUC
This is a messenger RNA of Selaginella moellendorffii, 2813 nucleotides long. RefSeq names its product aspartyl protease family protein 2. Gene Ontology annotation, molecular function: aspartic-type endopeptidase activity. The coding region runs from base 1076 to 2551 and encodes 491 amino acids. Lineage: Eukaryota; Viridiplantae; Streptophyta; Lycopodiopsida; Selaginellales; Selaginellaceae. The transcript is spliced from 2 exons. The record is from RefSeq and is a predicted model, not a curated record. Gene Ontology annotation, biological process: proteolysis.